UUUGAAUCAGUUUAGUUCGGACCAGGACCUCGGACGUAGCAGCUGUAAAAUUAAUUCGGUUUAUCAAAAGUGAAAAUGAAUAAGCAAAGUGAAUAAAAAAAUCAGUGUCAUUUUUGAUUGUUGGAUACAGUGUGUGAACAAUUAAGGGUUGCAAUAUUUCAUCGAUUCAAAUGGAUACCUCAGGAUUAUCUCCGUUAGCUGAUUUGGAUUCUAAUUCUACCGGAUCGGAUGGUGUGAGCCAGUCUUUGAAUAGUUUUGGAACUCAUCAAAGUUUAUAUCUGUCACAAAACGGCUAUCGGGAUCCUACAACUUCUAUGAAAACUCUUUUCUUCUCCGAGAAACUACAGGAGUUUACUGACAAGGACUAUGAGAGAAAAUAUAAUGAAAAUGUGUAUCCUAUCAAAGUUCAAUCCCAAUCAGAGGUUGCUUAUUUCACGGGUAAAGCGGUAAGUGAACAUCAACCGACCAACGUACGAGAUGGGACGAAUAAUGUUCAAUUUCUCCAGAAUAUCCCGCCUCAGUUGAACAACAAUGACGUGGACAGAAAAAUUUUAAGCUUUAGUCCAGAGCAAAUUCAAUGCAUGUGUGAAGCAUUACAGCAGCAAGGUGAUAUAGAAAAAUUGGCAACAUUCCUGUGGAGUAUACCGCAAAAUGAGCUGAUCAGCAGUAAUGAAAGUUUGCUAAGGGCCAGGUGCAUGGUCGCUUAUCAUCGUGGUGCAUUUCAUGAGCUCUAUGCUCUCUUGGAGUCACACUUUUACUCUCCCAAGCAUCAUCCGGAUCUUCAAAAUUUAUGGUUCAAGGCACAUUAUCGUGAAGCGGAAAAAGUAAGAGGGCGGCUACUCGGCGCAGUUGACAAGUACAGAUUGCGCAAGAAAUAUCCUCUGCCAAAAACUAUUUGGGACGGCGAGGAGACCGUUUACUGUUUUAAGGAAAAGAGUCGUAAUGCCCUGAAAGAUUGCUACACAAGGAACAGAUACCCAACACCAGAUGAGAAAAAAACACUUGCCAAGAAAACUGGACUCACGCUGACUCAAGUGUCUAACUGGUUCAAAAAUAGGCGACAACGGGACAGGACACCACAAGCUAGACCGGAUAUGAUGAUGCCGGUCCUUCCUGUAACCUCUGCCCAGAUGGAUGGAAGCUAUCAAAGGCUAUUUAAUGUGGCCAAUUAUGGAGGACAUGCUUAUCAUGCAAAUGAUAUGUACGCAGUUCAGUGAAAGUGUUCAUCAUAAUCGAACAUACGACAUUAGCUUGUGCCCAGUGUGUAAUUUUAUGGAACCGCGUGGAAGGAACGCUAAAUUGGGUCUUUUGCAGAGCAACAACUUCAUUCAUUUUCGGGAUAAAGGCAAACUGUGCAAAAUUAAUAACAGCAUACAAAGAACAUUGUGAUAGGCGGCGAACUGUUUUAAUCAAUCUUUUCCAUUGUAAAUAGUACAAUUAAGCAUGGAAAUUGAAAUAAAAUGUGAAGCAUGUGAGGAA
Molecule: messenger RNA, 1479 nt
Organism: Aedes aegypti (yellow fever mosquito)
Lineage: Eukaryota; Metazoa; Arthropoda; Insecta; Diptera; Culicidae
Gene: Six4
Product: homeobox protein six1b
Exons: 4
Coding region: 171-1217 (348 amino acids)
Biological process (GO): regulation of transcription by RNA polymerase II
Cellular component (GO): transcription regulator complex; nucleus
Molecular function (GO): DNA-binding transcription factor activity, RNA polymerase II-specific; RNA polymerase II cis-regulatory region sequence-specific DNA binding
Source: RefSeq, a predicted model, not a curated record